AUUUUGAUCGGAUUGUGAGUCCUGUCUCUGUUGCACACUUCUCCCAGUACAAGCUCUCCAGGUUACUGCUUAAGCACCUUGAGAAACUCGAUUUCUGUACGAUGAACUCUGAAAAGUGUGAGCAUGUCUCUAUUGGUGAGAGGAAGAUCUUUAUGGGGCAUGAGUGCAUUGCAAUCAAUGAUGCUGAGCAUGGCGUCAGUGUAACAGCAUCUUUCCUUACUGAAGGGAAGUAUAUUAAGAGAGAUAUCCAGUGUCAUUUCCUUGUUGGUACAGAUGGUGCAGGAAGUACUGUCAGAAAGUCCUUAGGAAUUAACAUGAGAGGUGAAAAGGACUUACAAAAUCUUGUUAGUGUCCACUUCCAAAGCCAAGAGUUAGGGAAGUAUCUCAUCAAAGAAAGACCCGGCAUGCUGUUUUUCAUCUUUAAUAAAGAUGCUAUUGGUGUUCUUGUUGCCCAUGAUCUCAAGCAAGGGGAAUUUGUCCUGCAGGUACCAUUUUACCCACCUCAACAAAAGCUUGAGGACUUUAGUUGCGAGAUGUGUAAGAGAUUGAUCUUCAAAUUGAUCGGCCAAGAGCUUGCAGACGUCAAUGUGAUGGAUAUUAAGCCUUGGGUGAUGCAUGCUGAAGUAGCUGAGAAGUUCCUGUCUCGUAACAACAGGAUAAUCCUUGCUGGUGAUGCUGCUCAUCGAUUUCCUCCUGCUGGUGGUUUUGGGAUGAAUACUGGUAUUCAAGAUGCUCAAAAUCUUGCGUGGAAGUUAGCUUCUGUAAUCAAGGGUAUCUCACCAAUAUCAAUUCUUACCUCGUAUGAACUAGAACGUAGUCAGAUAGCCCAAUUUAAUACAGCACUUAGCGUCCAAAACUUUAAGGCGGCAAUGAGAGUUCCUGCUGCACUUGGUCUUGAUCCAACAAUAGCAAAUGCAGUACAUCGAGCUCUUAAUAACACGGUUGGUUCUGUUCUGCCAUCUGGACUUCAAAGGACUAUAUUAGAUGGAAUAUUCAGCAUUGGUCGUGCACAACUCUCAGAUUUUGUAUUGAAUGAAAAUAAUCCACUUGGAUCUGCAAGGCUAGCCAAAUUAAGACAGAUAUUUGAAGGAGGACAGAGCCUUCAGCUCCAGUUCCCUGCUGAGGAUCUUGGUUUCAGUUACCAAAAAGGAGCAUUGGUGUCUGAAGAUUUUAGUGGGUUGAAUGCGCAUGAAGCACCUUCAGGACGAAGAAGGGAUUAUAUUCCUUGCUCGGAACCUGGAUCAAGGCUCCCUCAUAUGAAUCUUAAACUGCUUUCUAACCCGUCAAGUAAGGAAAUAUUCUCUACUCUGGACCUUGUAUCUGGAGAUAAGGUUGAGUUUGUCCUUAUAAUAGCACCACUGGAGGAGUCCUACUAUCUAGCUCGAGCUGCUAUAGAGGUGGCGAACAAUUUUGAAGUGCCUUUAAAGGUUUGUGUAAUAUGGCCAAAAGAAAGUAUUAAUGGAACCGGAAGAAGUGAGGCUGCGUUGACUCCCUCUAAAUUUUUUGAAGUUGUGGAAGUGAAGAGCUCAUCAGAUUCGCCAUCCUGGUGGGACAUCUGUCAGAUGACGGACAGAGGAGCCAUUUUAGUGAGACCUGAUGAGCAUAUUGCUUGGCGUAUAAAAUCCAGAAUUGCAGAUCCUAUCAUGGAGAUGGAAAAAGUUCUCCACAUUGUUACAGGAGUUGAUUGCAUUUGAUAGCACCUUUCAGUGAAACUUUUACCCCGUAAAUCUAUGGUAGGCCUGGCGUUAGUACUUUGCUUUUGGAUAGACAGUUACCCCGUACCUAUGCUGGUGAGAGGCAGUAGAUACAGAAAUGGUUUUCGGAGUUUAGUUGGAGGCGGCUUGUACAUACACAACUGCAGUUAGGUAUGAGCUCAGUUAUUUAAACAUAUCCGGUGCAAAUAAAAUCCCAGAACACCUCAAAAUUGUAUUGUUAUUUAUUAAACUUGCUUUCUAUUUCUGUUUCUCUUUUGUAUGUUUCUACAUAAAGCUAAUGUUAAACUUUGAUGAAUUUUCCUUUUUC
Nicotiana tabacum (common tobacco) is the source of this 2022-nucleotide messenger RNA. The record is from RefSeq and is a predicted model, not a curated record. NCBI's taxonomy places the organism in Eukaryota, Viridiplantae, Streptophyta, Magnoliopsida, Solanales, Solanaceae.